AUGGGACCCGUUUUCAAGGGAGCAGCUGUUGUUUGCCUCGUGGCGCUCUCUGGGCUACAGCCGGCGGCAGGAGCUUUGGAAUUCAGCGCCAAAAAAGCUGACGAAGAUGCAUACACCUCCGUUAACUUGGCUCGUGUUGGUCAGAUGUCUGUACGGAUUGGCGUAUUGACGGAGGACAGCGACCUGGCUGAAGGUCUAAACGCCAAAUUACCAGCGACGGCAUCUGACUCGUCGCCAGCCGAAACGUGUGAUAAAUCCAUCGAAACACUCAAGAAGACGAAAUUUGUCGCACAGUUCACAGACGCUCAAGACCUGAACUAUCGCCAAGCGGUGCAGAAAGCCCUUGACGCUGGACUUGGGCAUAUGGAGUCGUACCCUGAUACGGAGCAGAAGUGGACGGACUUCUGGAAGCAAGCAGACGGCGCCAACCUCGCACACCUUCUUUGGACUAACAGCACCAAAGUUGGCUGCGCCGUAGGAACAUGCACUGAAGGAGACCAGAAUCGAACUCCAGAAACAAGUAUCACAUUUCUUUUUUGUGAGAUGGAGCCUGCAGCGGUGGAAAACAAGGCUCCCUUCGACACUUUAUCAAUGCGUUCAAAACAUCCUGCUGGCUGGUGUGUGCGUUACUACACCGCGCUACUACAGAAAUUCCAGGCAGACAACCUGCAAGAGGUCCCUUCCCUCGCAGAUUUUGUCUCAAUGGUUUCCUUCUACAAGACGGCAGCGGCCGUGUGCCUCGUCGUAGUCUGCGGGCCCCAAUCCGGGGUGGCAGGCGACGCCUACCUGGCGGCAAAGUUGGCCCGCAAUGGAAAGCUCCCCGUUCACAUCACCGAAGUCUCAGAGGACGAAAACACUGUCACGACCUUGACGAAUACAGUAAACGACGCAACAGCAGGAGAUGACGCCACGUGCAAGAAGUUGGUCGAAUCCCAUCUUAAGGAAACGUUCCAUCGCGCAUUUGAGUACAAAGCCGACACCACUCCUAAUUACCACGAAUUGCUGCAGGCAGCCCUUAACGACGGACUGGCAGUCUUCGAGAAAGAGGGGCCUAUGAAUGGACUUAGGCCCAAGCAUCCACCCCAACUCUGGUUCUGCUUUUUAGGUCUGAGUUUCUGUCUGUUUUUCCUGCUUUUCAGCGAGGAAUAUUUCAACGGAUUGAUAGAACGAACAACUCUACUAAAGGAUAUGACGGCAGACGACCUGAAGCUGUCUGUUGGAAAUGGCGCUGAAGCAGCUGCCGUCCCUACCAUUCUAAUUGCCGGUUUGGUUGCUAUGCUGGCCGUCGUCUCUUCCUAG
Messenger RNA from Eimeria mitis, 1299 nucleotides. Its product is annotated as SAG family member. The record is from RefSeq and is a predicted model, not a curated record. The transcript is spliced from 9 exons. NCBI's taxonomy places the organism in Eukaryota, Apicomplexa, Conoidasida, Eucoccidiorida, Eimeriidae. The coding region runs from base 1 to 1299 and encodes 432 amino acids.